UGGCAACUGAAAGAGAGUCCACACACACACACUUGAAAAAGAGAGAGAGAGAUCCUCUUCGGUAUCAUCGCCAUCGCCGUUUGGUACCAUUCUCAUUCGCAUUUGGUAUCUCCGCCCCCACCACUUCUCUCUUUCUAAUUUAUACCCACUUUCUCUUCCAUACCCUUUUUCCAUUUCUCAUUCUCUCUCUCUCGCCAACAUAUAUACAUAUAAAGAGGCACAGAGGAUUUGAUGGCCGCGUUGUUGCAAUCAUUUGGAGUGGCUUCAGCCUCAGUUGCCUCCUCAGAUCACUCCAUCAAGUUACCUGCCUUCUCGGUUCACUCUCUUCCAGUCAUCAGAUCUGAAGCAAGGUUGAUUUCGAGUCCGAUUCUUGGAACCCGCAAGACAGGAAAGGUGACUACCAGAGCGGUUGCGGCAAAAGCUGAAAAUCCCGCCUCAGCUGCUUCCAAACCUGGCCAUGAGCUCUUGCUGUUUGAAGCCCUUAGAGAAGGACUGGAGGAAGAAAUGGACAGAGAUCCUCGAGUCUGUGUCAUGGGUGAAGAUGUGGGCCAUUACGGAGGGUCGUACAAGGUUACCAAGGGUCUUGCUGAGAAAUAUGGAGAUCUGAGGGUGCUCGAUACACCCAUAGCUGAAAAUUCUUUUACAGGUAUGGCUAUUGGAGCUGCCAUGACAGGUCUAAGACCAAUUGUCGAGGGCAUGAACAUGGGAUUUCUUCUAUUGGCCUUCAACCAAAUCUCCGACAACUGUGGCAUGCUACACUACACUUCUGGUGGGCAGUUCACUAUUCCAACUGUGAUCCGAGGACCCGGCGGGGUUGGACGCCAACUUGGAGCUGAGCAUUCGCAGAGGCUGGAGUCUUAUUUUCAGUCAAUUCCUGGAAUACAGAUGGUUGCUUGUUCAACCCCAUACAAUGCCAAGGGUCUAAUGAAAGCUGCCAUCCGUAGUGAAAAUCCAGUAGUUCUUUUUGAACACGUACUCCUUUACAACCUCAAGGAGAGGAUUCCAGAUGAGGAGUACGUAUUAUCAUUGGAGGAAGCAGAGAUGGUGAGGCCUGGUGAACAUGUUACGAUUUUAACAUACUCCAGGAUGAGAUACCAUGUCAUGCAAGCCGCCAAGACUCUUGUCAACAAAGGUUAUGAUCCUGAAGUGAUUGAUAUUAGGUCCUUGAAACCUUUUGAUCUUUACACCAUUGGGAAUUCCGUGAAGAAAACCCACCGGGUGCUUAUUGUUGAGGAGUGCAUGAGAACAGGUGGUAUUGGAGCCAGUCUUACGGCUGCCAUUAAUGAGAACUUCCAUGAUUUCUUGGAUGCACCAAUUGUUUGCCUUUCCUCGCAGGAUGUGCCGACUCCUUAUGCCGGGACAUUGGAGGAAUGGACUGUUGUUCAACCUGCACAGAUUGUAGCUGCGGUUGAGCAGCUCUGUCAGUAACUUCGUGGCGGAGCCAUUCUUGAGCCUCUUUUUUGCCAUUGUUUCACCUUCAUUCGGCAAAUCAUGUUGUGUUUGUGCUUAUCAGUCUUUUGGAGCCUAAGCCUUUACUGAUUUUGUUAUUGUAGUUCAGUUAAUUGAAGGAUUAUGCUCAUGAACUUGUCAUGUACGCUGAGCUUCAUAUAAAGAUUAUAAUGGCUUUUGUGCUUUGGAAUGAA
Messenger RNA from Sesamum indicum (sesame), 1643 nucleotides. RefSeq names its product pyruvate dehydrogenase E1 component subunit beta. The record is from RefSeq and is a predicted model, not a curated record. Lineage: Eukaryota; Viridiplantae; Streptophyta; Magnoliopsida; Lamiales; Pedaliaceae.